This is a messenger RNA of Drosophila ananassae, 963 nucleotides long. RefSeq names its product vesicle transport protein SFT2A. NCBI's taxonomy places the organism in Eukaryota, Metazoa, Arthropoda, Insecta, Diptera, Drosophilidae. Gene Ontology annotation, biological process: vesicle-mediated transport. The transcript has 4 exons. Gene Ontology annotation, cellular component: membrane. The record is from RefSeq and is a predicted model, not a curated record. Bases 236 to 727 code for a protein of 163 amino acids.
AAAAAUAGCCAAAAUGCCAUGACUGUUAUCGAUGUUUCAACUUGUUGCAUAUACUUAACGAUAUGUUGAUCAAUCUUUGACAGACCUAAUUCUGAUCUGAUCUUGGAUUUAAUAUUGUCUUUGCGGCAGUGGAAAAACCCGACAGAAAUAAGAACAGAGGCUGUUAUCUGUUGACUUGAGAGCCAGAGCAGGGCUUAAGUAGACUUCACUUGUUGAAUAAAUCCAACCCGUAAACAUGGACAAGCUACGCCGCGUUCUGAGUGGGGAUGAGCCCACACCUGAGGAGGAAAGCAGCAUCAUCACACAGAUUAAUGACAUGUCCACUUUGAGUUGGUCCACUCGCAUCAAGGCGUUUUGCAUUUGCUUUGUCUUGGGCAUUUUCCUUUCGCUGCUGGGCUCCAUUGCCCUAUUUUUGCACCGAGGAAUUGUGGUCUUUGCGGUUUUUUAUACUCUAGGAAAUAUAAUCUCGAUGGCCAGUACUUGCUUUCUGAUGGGUCCCUUCAAGCAGAUCAAAAAGAUGUUUGCCGAGACCCGACUGAUAGCCACCAGUAUCGUGAUCGUGGCCAUUAUUAUGACUUUUAUAUCGGCCAUAGUGUUGAAAAAAGCCGGACUGACGCUUAUAUUCAUUAUCAUACAAUCCCUGGCCAUGACCUGGUACUCGCUAUCGUACAUCCCAUAUGCUCGAGAUGCUGUUAAAAAGACCGUGUCGGCAUGCUUCGAAGUCUAACAUCCCCAGCGCUUCUGUACAUAAUAUUAAAUAUAUGAAAUUCUAGAUUUCGUUUGUAACUUAAGCUAAGAGAGACAAUUAAAUCGUCUGUAUUAACCUAGGAGUAGGCCGUAGAAAUUCCGUUUUUGUAUUUCGCUUAUUAACAAGUAUUCUCUCGUUUGUCUUUUAAAUAAAUAUAUAUAUAUAUAUAUAUCUUUUAUACAUAUAUAUAUUUACAAGUUUUGUAUUUAAUUUAA